Molecule: messenger RNA, 672 nt
Organism: Salvia splendens (bonfire salvia)
Lineage: Eukaryota; Viridiplantae; Streptophyta; Magnoliopsida; Lamiales; Lamiaceae
Product: receptor-like protein 49
Exons: 1
Coding region: 1-672 (223 amino acids)
Molecular function (GO): protein binding
Source: RefSeq, a predicted model, not a curated record
AUGUUCGAAAAGCUACAAGCAUUGAUUGAUGCCUCACAACAGCCUGAUCACUUAUAUUUCAGUAUGGAGACGGUUCAUGGCGUCUACUAUCAAGACUCGGUGACGGUUACAAUGAAGAAUCAGAUAUAUGAGCUGGAAAAGAUUCAGACAAUAUUCACCUCAAUUGAUUUCUCAGACAACAAUCUACAAGGAGCCAUACCUCCAACAAUUGGAUCAUUAAAGUCUCUGUACAUUCUCAACUUCUCCCACAACGCCUUCUCCGGCCACAUCCCUCCAGCACUAGCAAACGUGGCGAAGCUGCAGUCGUUCGACUUGUCAUUCAACGCUCUCGUUGGGGAGAUCCCAGGCCAGUUGGCUGAUCUUAACUCCCUGGGUGUUCUCAACUUGUCUUACAAUCAUCUAGUUGGGAGGAUUCCGCAGGGCAGCCAGUUUAACACGUUCACGGAGAGCUCGUACGUGGGGAACGAGGGGCUAUGCGGCUUCCCUCUCGAUAGAAAUUGCAGCGACGAGGGAGCUUCGCAACCUGGAGAAGUGCAAGGACAGGAAGAGGAUGAUGUUUUUGAUGGAGGGAUGUAUGUGAGUGCAGCAUUGGGAUUUGUUGUUGGAGUAGGGAUCAUUGUUGCACCACUUUUUUGUGCAAGAAAUGGACAAACUAUUACAACAAGCAUCUAA